AUGGAGAUAGCUGGAAAAUCUCCCGUUGCCAGUAAUAAACUGAGUAAGGAGAGAAUUGGAAAAAUAGUAUUAUGUGAUGUGGAAAAUGCAGAUAUCCUUCAUACUAUUGAAAUAAGAGCAUCAGUUACGGCUAUGACAUGGGUGGCAAAAUCCACAAGUGACGUAACAAAAUCCGAUAAUGAAAUAUACUUUUACGAAGAUUUAUCUCAUCAUUUUUUAUCAAAAUUGCCUUCCCUCAGUAAAAGCUAUGGAUCGCUAGGUAAACAGUCAGAAGAAAAUGUGGAAGAUGCAAAAAAACUUAAAGAUCAAAAUAAUUUAAACAUUUUGAUUGUUGGAACUUCGAAUGGAAAAAUUCUUCUUUUCUCAUUUGGUGUAUUCCCAUCAGGUGAAAUUGAUGUCAGUACUGAAGUAGCUAACAAUGUCAUGAUUGAACCACCAAAAAUAAAAUCUGUCUCGAUAUCUGAAGAUUUAAGUUUGUUGUGUGUGACAAUGGAAAGUAAAAAUGUUGAUGGUGAAAGCUUAUAUUCUUUUCUUUCAUAUGAAAUUCCUUUGAUAAAAAAUAAGCAUCAAGAAUUGCAAGUAGUUGCAUUUAAAUAUGGACAAAUAGCUUCAUUACAAGGUUAUUUAUCAUCUACAAUUCGUGCUAUAUCAGAAGCCUGGGAGGAUAUUUUAUUAGAAAUUGAUUCAAAACUUACAAACUAUGCUGAAGAAAAGUAUAAAAUGUCUUCUGGUAGUGUUAGUGAUGAUUUUUUAGAACUUUUAAUGUUUGGUACUCCAUCAGAUGUGUUAGAAAAAUUUUUGCUUCAUGACUUAACUGAAAAAGGUCUGAAGAAAUUAGGACAUUCUAUUGAACUUUCAUAUUCAAAUAUUCAAAAAUUAGUAUUGAAACAUCUUCAAAGUGUAUCACAAGCUUUAUUUUAUCAUCUUGGUGAUUUAAAAGGAAUGGCACAGUGGACUGAAAGAUUUGGUGCCUUAGGCUUAUCAGUUGAUUCUGUGAAUCAAGCUGUAAUGUCUGUUGCCUCAUUUUUAAUGAAAGCAACAGAAAUCCAACAAGUGAUUGACAACAGCAUGAAAAAUUUCAAAGCAUUUUUCCGUUGGCUGUAUGCAGUGAUUUUGAGGCUUUCUGAAGAACCUGUGCCUCCAGAAAUAAUGAAAGUCACACAACAGGAUUUAAAUUUUGUAGCAGAAUUUUUAAAAGAAAAUUUUGCUGCUGAAUGGGAUCAAGAGAAAAGAUCGACUUUUAGUCUAGAAAGAGUGGGACAAUAUUUAAAAAUGGAAAAUCUCUCUUUUCCUCCUCCAGUAUCACAGAAUCCUUGGGUUGCAUUUAUUGAAAAUCAUCCACAGUUGAAAGAAAGUGAUCUGCUGUUUUCUCAUUGUCCAGAAAAAUCAUUGGUACAGCAACAUUCCGAAGUACAGAAAUCCAUAGAGCAUGCAUUUUCUGAACCGGCAAUAGUUUUGGGACAUUCAAUGAGAAAAAGAUAUGAACAGGUUUUAUUUAAAGCAUCAACAUCCUACUUCAUAAGAAUCUCUCACUAUAGUUCAGUUCAGCAAGGAUUCAUUUAUACAAUAUUUACAGCAGAACCACAGCCCAGUAUGUAUAUGUAUGUUAUGAGAGAAUCACUUACUGAUCCCUCAGUUUUACAAGCAGUGAGUAUAUACUUUGGGGAAAUUAAUAAUACCAGUAUAGAAUUGAAGGAAACCAUGUCUCCACUAUCUGACAGGUGCAAGAGACACCGAAUACUAGAUGCACAAUUUUAUAGUGAGGAUACUGUGUCGGUGUUGCUUGUUGAAGAAAUUGAAGGUAAUUUGGAACAUGGCUUACCUGUUCUUGUUCAGUUACCUCUCAGAACUUUAGCGAAUGAUUUUCAUGAUAUUAACAUAAAUGUUAACGAAAAUUUGAUACAAGCCAUACCCAUAACAGUAGAUGGUGGAUUGUUAGUGGAUAAAAUGAGUUAUCGUCAUCUAGAAAAUAUGAAGGCGGCUAGUUUCGCCGUCAGUGGUUCGAGGAAAGUGGCCUGUGUUCUGUUUAGUUCCAGGCGACGCGUCCGUCUGUUUGAAAUGGAUGUAGAAGAUGAGGAAGAAGAAGAAACGGACAUAGAUGAAAGUGCUACGAGAGUGCAAGACGAAUCAAUGGAAUCACAAACCAUGAUAAAUACCAAUAUAAAUACAAAUGAUGCUGAUGAAGAUAAAGAAAAUAGUUACUAAUGUUUCUUAGAUCACUCUACCAGUCUGUGUUCAUUGCAAUAAAUGUAGUCACUCCACUACUUAAGUGAUUUACACAAGAAGAUUGUUUUAUCUAUGAAUGUAUUAUAUUGAAGAAACUUGAAAAUUUUAUUUAUGUAAUUUAUUUUAUACUAAACUUACUGCAUUUACACACAUUCCAAUAAUUGAAAUGAAAAAUAACAUUUGAAUGUUUUGCUAUCUAUGGUGCUUAAGUCAAAGUUUUUUGACAAUAAUCUAUAUAAUCAGCCUCAAUAUUAUAACUGUAUAUAUUUUAAUAAUUUUUAUAGAUAUAUGCCUUUUUGAAUUGGCAUUAAAACUACUGUUUAAAUUGAUAUUCAUUUGAAAAAUCAUAGUGUUUAUAUGCAGUUUUUCAUUUUACCGAACAGUUGUAAAAUUUAAAAAUGAUAUACACAAUUAAUUUUGUAAUUAUAAACAUUUUAAGAAUGCUUUCAAGUUUGCAGAAGGAAUUAUGUGAUAAGAAAAAAGAACAUAAUGCUUUUGUAGCAAGUGCAAAUUGAAAUUAAAUAAAAAUUAUUUUGAGAUUGCUUAAUGUUUGCUUAUUUUUGUCACAAAGAAUGAAGGCUGGUGUGUGAUUAAAUACUCAAAUAUUUUAAGAAAGUCUUUAUUUAAAUAUGUAGAAUAAACCAGAACACAGAUAUUGGAACAAAUACUCUCAUUUAGUUAUCAUUUUAGUUUAUACAAAAGGAAUGAUCAUGUAAACAUAAAUCUUGAUUCAUGAUUUUUCUCUCUUCAAACUUGAUCUCUGGAAUAG
This is a messenger RNA of Centruroides sculpturatus (bark scorpion), 2995 nucleotides long. It is a transcript of the gene APC4, whose product is annotated as anaphase-promoting complex subunit 4-like. Bases 1 to 2205 code for a protein of 734 amino acids. The transcript has 2 exons. Lineage: Eukaryota; Metazoa; Arthropoda; Arachnida; Scorpiones; Buthidae. The record is from RefSeq and is a predicted model, not a curated record. Gene Ontology annotation, cellular component: nuclear periphery; anaphase-promoting complex. Gene Ontology annotation, biological process: protein K11-linked ubiquitination; anaphase-promoting complex-dependent catabolic process; positive regulation of mitotic metaphase/anaphase transition.